Messenger RNA from Notodromas monacha, 954 nucleotides. Lineage: Eukaryota; Metazoa; Arthropoda; Ostracoda; Podocopida; Cyprididae. The record is from the annotation of a GenBank genome assembly.
AGUUACUUGAAUAUUUUGCGAUAUUUUGCAACAGAUCAUCAUGGACGAGUGAAGCAGCUGAUUUUACCCAAGGCUCUCGACUUGGAUCGGCCAAAAAGAGCAAGAACCUGGUUCACGUCAGCACAACUGCAAGUACUAGAAACCGAGUACUCUAAGCUACCUUACAUCACCGGCCAGGACAGAAAAGCCCUCGCAAUUCGACUCGGCCUCUCAGAAACCCAGGUGAAGGUCUGGUACCAAAACAGACGCACGAAAUCAAAGAAGGAGAAAUCCGGAGAUUCGCAGCAGCAAAUGAUGCUCCCAUCAUCAUCAUCAUCAGCUGCUGAACUGACACCAUCACUCAUUACAAGUCAAAAUCAAGCUGCUUCGUUCAUUAAACAUCAUCCGGGGAAUUUGGGUCCCUCGUGGAAUGCAUCACCCAUCACUUCCGCUUUCUUCCGGAAUCAAAAUGACGUCAACAGAAAUCGCCAUCAGCAGCCGUGGCCGAGCAGUCAGCAUUUAUUCCAGCAGCAGAACCCAUCCGACCCAACCCCCAUGGACCCGAUGCUGGGACUCGGAAUCCCGGGAUUCAUCGCAAAGUCCGGGAAAGAUACUUUCGAAUUGGAUUUUUACACGAGAUACAACGCAACUUUGUCGUGGUUACUGAUGAGUGCAAAGACCAACAACAACAAUAAUUCGUGCACCAUCAGGCAGCAAGAGAUGAAAAGAUUCAGUGACGACAUGGACCAAUAUCAGAAUGAAACGAUGGACCGGUUGAAAGACACUGCGAGUCCGGAUAUCAUGAUUGAUUGAUCAUUCAAUUGACUGCACGGUCAACAGUCGAUUUGCAAAGAGGCACCAAAAAAUUAUUUCUGCAAAGAUUGCGUUGCGGUUUCAGAAAUAAAAGCGAGGUUUCCACACCGCAUGUUCACCUGGCCAAGGAAUUGAGAGACGAAAAUAAAUUUCAAUGUCAUA